GGCUCUAGUCUGUUGGCCUGACGUCAGAUGUCGCUUUCAUAAACCCCCCCGGGGGCUGAGGAAGGCUCUCCGCUGCUCUGAUGGGCCAGCCCAGUCCUGGCCCAGCUCCCUGGAGAGGCAUCUGCAUCUUCUGGGCUGAAAGGUAGCUCCUGUGCCGCUGACUUCCAGGCAUGAGGUGGCUCCUGCCCUGGACGCUGGCAGCUGUGGCAGCCCUGGUGGCGGGCAACGUCCUGGCCACGGUCAUCUCUCCAACCCCUACAACAAUGACUUUCACCCCAGCGCCACUGGAGGACACAAUGACACGCCCUGAGUUCUGCAAGUGGCCGUGUGAGUGCCCACAAUCCCCACCUCGCUGCCCACUGGGCGUCAGCCUUAUCACAGAUGGCUGUGAAUGCUGUAAGAUAUGUGCCCAGCAGCUUGGGGACAACUGCACAGAGGCUGCCAUCUGUGACCCACACCGGGGCCUCUACUGCGAUUACAGUGGGGACCGCCCGAGGUACGCAAUAGGAGUGUGUGCACAGGUGGUCGGUGUGGGCUGCGUCCUGAAUGGCGUGCGCUACGCCAAUGGCGAGUCCUUCCAGCCCAACUGCAGGUACAACUGCACCUGUAUCGAUGGCACGGUGGGCUGCACACCACUGUGCCUGAGCCCCAGACCCCCGCGCCUCUGGUGCCGACAGCCCCGGCAUGUGAGAGUACCUGGCCAGUGCUGCGAGCAGUGGGUCUGUGACGAUGAUUCAAGGAGACCACGGCAGACCGCGUUGCUGGACACUAGAGCCUUUGCAGCUUCAGGCACAGUGGAGCAAUGGCAUGGGAACUGCAUAGCCUACACUAGCCCCUGGAGUCCUUGCUCAACCACCUGUGGCCUAGGAAUCUCAACUCGGAUCUCCAAUGUCAAUGCCCGGUGCUGGCCAGAGCAGGAAAGUCGCCUCUGCAACCUGCGGCCAUGUGAUGUGGACAUCCAUCCACACAUCAAGGCCGGGAAGAAGUGUCUAGCUGUGUACCAGCCGGAGGAGCCCACGAACUUCACUCUUGCAGGCUGUGUCAGCACGCGCACCUACCGACCCAAGUACUGUGGAGUCUGUACUGACGAUAGGUGCUGUAUCCCCUACAAGUCCAAGACCAUCGCUGUCACUUUCCAGUGUCCAGAGGGGCCGGGUUUCACCCGUCAGGUCCUAUGGAUCAAUGCUUGCUUCUGCAACCUGAGCUGUAGGAAUCCAAACGAUAUCUUUGCUGACUUGGAAUCCUACCCUGACUUCUCAGAGAUUGCCAAUUAGGUAGGUGUGUGGCUCGGGGUAAAGCUCCAGGUUUGCAAAGCAGCCAGCCCUCUGUGGCCCAGGACUUCACAACUGAGCCUUAUUUCACCUACUUCCUACUCAAUUCUGAAUUCCCUGAUCCCGACCCUCAGUCUCUUCCUAUUUUGACCAUCCCAAUGGCCCAGGAGAGCACAGCUCAGGCUCAGGCAAUGCGUCUUUCCUUGGGGAUGUUCUAUAUCACUCCGAAGAGAACUCAUCUCUCACUGCUCAAGAUGAAUCCCAAGCCAGGCCCAGCCUGUCUGGCUCCAGCCUGCUCAAGUUGUCAGAAAUCCUGAUGGGACUGCCCAAGGAACAGAGUCAGCUGAAGAGCCAACAUCACAGACUCCUUCUUCAGAUGCCAAACCUGAUGAUGAUGUUGGGGUCCUUCCAGACAGACAUAUGGGACUAGGGACACAGGAAUAAGCCAUUAUUUGGGCCUUGCUAAAUGAUACUAUCAUGGGCAUUUCUGUCCACAACACACCAAAAGUGCUCUUGUUCCAAAGAUCUUUUGUACCACAAGGUCACCAAACAUUUUCCAAGUGAGGUUAAUGGUUGUACCAUUUUGCUUUGCAAUAGAACGUCAUUUCCAUUAACCUGGGCAUAACUGAGGAUACAUUUCUCUUAUCCCUGUAGUGUGAAGGCUCAAAUUGGGUUCAUGUUGAUCAGAAAUGUAAUUUGAGAAGUUUUAUUUUGGCUGGUAGGUGACAACCCCCAAUUCAUCCUACAGAGAUGGGGCAAGGCCAGCCAAUCUCACAGACCACAGCUGAUCAGUCAUUGAACCUGUUGCUGACCAAAUUCUUAGGGCAAUUAGCAACCCUUUCUAAGAUCUGAGCCUCCCUUGCGCUGGGGCUCCUGGGAGUUGGUUGGGAUCUCGGGGUGGCCUGUCUGUUGUCUCAGCAGCACCCUGGAACAGUGGGAUGACCAGACAUUGUUCUCAUAGGCCUUGAAAGAUUCUUUGGAAGUCUAGACCAGAUUGAGCAGGAUGUAUGUGUCAAACAUAUAAGUAGUUCAUCCUUCACUGGCCUGGGUGGCCUCUGGCAGGAGUGGUGAGGCCAAAAUAGUCCCUGGGCCCAGGAUACAUCUCUUUUGCUUUAGUGACCUACUUCACUGUGGCCUUAGUGGCUGUGGAGCAAAAUAGCUCAGUUUUCUAGUCUGAAGAUAGAAGUUGACCAACUGUUUAGAAAUGGAAAUCUAUUUAACAGAGGUAAAGACCAAAGAGUUUGUAAAUUGAAGAAAGAGAUUUCUCCCAAGUGAUAAUGAGGCUAUUGUUUAUUUUAGCAGUAGAAUGUAAGCUUUUCUGUCAUUAUUCUUUUACUGAGUGUGUUCUGCGCACUACCCCUUGUUCUCAAUAUUUGCCACAUAUUUCCUUAUUGAAGCUUUGUGAUCACAUUGAGGAGUUCUCUUCAUAAUUUCUGUUCUUGAAACUGUGAAAUGGAAGCCCAAAGAAGAAACUCAACCGAAGUCACCCAUCUGGAGAUUCGUAUCCCAGAUAGAUUAACUUCAUAAUUCAUAUUUCCUCUUUGCAUCUGGACCUUCCUAACGUGUCAGGGUAGGAAAGCCAAACGAAAUCAUCAACUUGUCCUUCUCAGUUUGGCCCUGUAAUACUGUCUCUCUAGCUGCUUUCCAACAAGAGGGGAGUGUUUAAGUAUUAAGCAUCCAAACUAAGUAGGACAGGAAAAAGCAUGUGCAUCCCCUGUGGCUCCUCGUGCCUUGAAAUCAGAACGAGCUCACGACAGGGAUUUAUAAGAUGGGUUCUGCUUGCCCAGUACCACACGUGCAGUGGUGGGAACAUGCCUAUGGGAGAACUAUACACAACACAUAAGUGGAUUCCUAAGUGUGAAAGGGGACGUGGGAUUUUCCCUCCCUCCUGUAACCUCCCAAAGGCCUGGCUUUGCACAAGGCAAACCACGGUGCUCAAGAUGUAUUUAAGGAAGAAAAUACAUUAUAUAUACACUCCUACUUUUUUAGAACCACUCUUCUUCCAAGAUCUCAU
Molecule: messenger RNA, 3285 nt
Organism: Peromyscus eremicus (cactus mouse)
Lineage: Eukaryota; Metazoa; Chordata; Mammalia; Rodentia; Cricetidae
Gene: Ccn4
Product: cellular communication network factor 4
Exons: 5
Coding region: 171-1274 (367 amino acids)
Biological process (GO): signal transduction; cell adhesion
Cellular component (GO): extracellular region; extracellular matrix
Molecular function (GO): heparin binding; integrin binding
Source: RefSeq, a predicted model, not a curated record